Molecule: messenger RNA, 2637 nt
Organism: Cryptotermes secundus
Lineage: Eukaryota; Metazoa; Arthropoda; Insecta; Blattodea; Kalotermitidae
Exons: 5
Coding region: 101-583 (160 amino acids)
Source: RefSeq, a predicted model, not a curated record
ACCCUGCUGGUCAUCAGUCUGGUCUCUCUGGUGCUGGUGCGAAGUGGACAAAGGCUGUAAUAACAAAUGGACGGCUGGAGAGAGUGUGUGUGUACGCUAAAUGUUGUUAGGAAUGCCAAGAAUUGUGCUACAAGGAGCUGAAAAAAUAUUUCUUACUGUGAGAGAAAGGAUGAGCUGUACAAAUUCAGAGAACACUUUAGCAGGUCCUUAUGGUGAGACAUACCCAGCAUGUCAUGAUGCAAAUGAGGUCAUGAAUAUAAAAGCUGAGGAAGUCGUAGACUCAGAAGAGGAUGCUGAUCAUUUGCCAAUAACCCUUCAAAAAAUAAAGGCCAAAACUGAGAGCUGUACAAAUUCAGAGAAUGUUCUAGUAGGUCUGUAUGUUGAGACAUACCCAGCAGGUCAUGAUGCAAACCAGGCCAUGAAUAUAAAAGCUGAGGAAGUCAUAGACGCACAAGAGGAAGCGGAUCCUUUGCCAAUAACCCUUCAAAAAAUAAAGCCUAAAUGUGAGAGAACGAGGAACUGGCAGAGUUUGACAGGCAAACAUAUAAAGAAGCAUAGGAUGGCCAUGUUGAUGAGCAUGUGAUUUCAGAAGAAAAUACCUUAAUAAUUAAAAGGUUAGCAGAAACCUUCAGCAAAAUUGAUGAGACCGGAUUAUUUUGAAAUGAUGAACCUUUGUAUCAUCAUCAUUCUGCCAAGGUUAAAUGUGAACUGGAAGAUGUAUUGUCAUGCUAUAAAGAAAUUUUAUAAGCAAAAAUAUGAGUUGGAAACCAAGCACCAUUGCAAAAUGCAUACCAUUCAGGGAGAAUUUAGAACUUCAGGCAUGUCCAUCCAGGUUUCAGCACAUAUGCAUGCACACGCACAAAAUGUAAAGUUAUUGGAAGGUAAAAACUGUUGAGAACUUAAAGUUAUUUAUAUAAAGAAUUGCUAUUUUAAUAGUGUAUCAGUUCAGAGUCGGUGUAGGAGUUUUAUCAUGGAUGGCAUGCUACCUUCUCAGGUGAUGGACAUGUGUGGUAACCUCAGAUGUAGCAGUCCUUAUAAACUUGUUUGCAUUGUUGUGGGUGGAAAUCCCCCCUUUAAGGGGGUUCGCUUCAAAUGACACCUUUCCAGUCCCAAUUAACCAUGGAAAGCUAAGAAUCUCUGUACCACCAUGGAAUAUCUAAUGCCUGACACUUCAUUUUCCUGUCAGCGAUGCUUGGCAGAAAUCCCUUCUGAAUAUCUGGCUUAUAUGGUUAUGAGCAAGGCGGUGCACAAAAUUCUGUUUUGUGUGUAUUGGUUUUUAUAUCCUUCAAGUAUAUUGUGUGCUAAAUUACUUCCUUAUGAAAAUAGUUCUGUUAUUCUGUGUUCUCUUUUUAGUAGUCCACAAGUUCUGGAGGAAGGUAACAGCUGUAUCGCAAGAUAUAUGCCCACAUUUAGACACCCAGUCCCAAUAGGAAGCUCUGAAACCAGAAACUUAAGAGCAUUUGAGCAAAUGGUGCUCAAUUUGCCAUAUUCACAGCUUUGUAUUGUAUUAUUAUGACCAUCAACACAACAAAUUCCAAAUAAAUAAAGCGGUGUUACUGUAUUAACAUUUGUUUAUUAUUCUAUAUCCGCUACAUGUUUCAGUCCAGCUGGAUCAUCAUCAGGCAGUUUUCACAAUAAAACACUUGUUAUUGAAUUGUGUUUCUGAUAUGUAUCCAUAUUAACAAUUAUAUUAAUAUUGUCACAUAUAAGGGGUUGUGUGAUGAAUCAAAAUGGGUUCUGGAUUUGAUGAUUGGAUUUAUUGGCAUUUUUUUACAAAUACAAUCACUUAUAACAGCUCACAGUCAAUGACUUCCUAAGGCUCGCUCCAUUCCUUACUGGACUAUGAAUAUCUCUUCCUCAGUGACAAAUGCCGAACAAAGAAUGUCUCCUGAAUAAUGAAUUCUGCUGAACAUUCUCAAGUGUCCUUCCUUUAUAACUUCGUGAGGACUGAACAGAGAUCACCAUGACCAACAUUUCAUGUUAUUGCAUGCUAUUUGUUGUAAUGGAAAUGUGUGUUGCAACUUGCAACCUAGUAACAGAGGUCCUUCCACUGUUGACUGCAUAACCUUUGAAUGUGUUUGCCAGAGCUUUAUCUAGCAAUGUUUUAGUCCAUCACAAUAUAAAUUCCUAUAUCUCAUUAUGUUACUGAAGUGUAGUAUUAUUCAUAAAGGUUAAAGUGUUAAAACGUUGUUUAAAAUCUAUCAGAAUGUUAAUUUCUUGUUAAUUUAAUCUUCAUUCAUUUUUCACUGAAAUAAAUAUCCUUGGUGGUGUGUCAUAGAUGUAGGGGUAAUUUUUUUUAUCUUGAGAGUGAGUGUUGUUUUUAGUCUUGUAGAUAUAUGUUAUGUGGGUGAUGCUAAGUUCUGUAUGUUCUUUUAUUUCUUUCUGUCGUGUUGUGGAUAGCUGUGGUGAAAUUAUUGUGUCUUGUGUGGGGAUAUCGCUUUUUCCUGCCAUUGGAUACUGAGGUUGUUUCUGUCCUAUGGUUUUGUUAGUAAUAAACAAACUUUAAUAAAGUGGCAUUGGUUUAUUUAUUUGGAAUUUGUUCUGUUGAUAGCCAUAUUAAUAGACAACAGGAUGCAUAUAAUAAAGAUAUUCACAGCUGUUUUUCUUUUCUGUCUGACAUCCUUUUGACCCCCCUCU